Molecule: messenger RNA, 2118 nt
Organism: Naegleria lovaniensis
Lineage: Eukaryota; Heterolobosea; Eutetramitea; Acrasida; Naegleriidae
Exons: 1
Coding region: 1-2118 (705 amino acids)
Source: RefSeq, a predicted model, not a curated record
AUGAAACGAGCAGCUCCUUGCCAUUACAACUCGGUCUUGAAACACAAAUCUCCAAAACUCAACAAUCACUUGGUUACAAUUAAUUUAAUUGAUUUUCAUCAUCUUGUGGAAUCAUCACCGAACACCAUUUCUUGUGCUUUCCUUAAUUUUUUAUAUCAACGUUUGAAAACAAAAUUUGAAAAUCAAUCGAAAGGUUUCAGUAAAUAUUUACAGACAAGACACCAGUGGAUACAACAAAACCGUGAUAUUCCCAUUGAAUUCAUGAACGAUCGGGAGUAUGUGGAAAAUUAUGGCGCGACCCGUUCUAGUUUUGGGCAUGAGGUCCAAUGGUUGACACAACGAAUGGGCGUUUCAGAAUUGUUUGAAAAUAAUCAAAAACAAGCCGAAGUUAUUGGAAAUAUUGAAUUUUGGAGACCUUUUAAAAUUGGAAUCUUGCAACUUGUUGCUUCAGAGCGAUUAACAAUCCUGAAAUUCGUUCCAAAAGCACUUUUACUUGAAUGGAAAGUAGAAUUGUCAAUAAUCUUUCCAAGAUAUUAUGAUUUCAACUUUUUAUUUGAUUUGGAUGAUUUUGAUCAAGCAAAGUUAGCAUUGGGAGAUGGUCGUUGCUUAUUAGCUCAGCUAUCCGAAAGAUUGAGAGACAAUGAAGAAAUGGUCAUGCAUGCAAUCCGUUGUAAUCCUUCAAAGAACUGCACGUUAUAUGCUUCUGAAAGAUUGAAACAAGAUCGAAGAUUCAGUAUGCAAUCACUUCGAUUUUACGCAGACAAUGAUUCAUGGUUGCCAAUUGAAUUGGAAAAUGAUAAAGAAUUCAUUCUUGAAUUACUGAAUACUCCAAUCACUGACAUGUAUGGGAAUAUUCAAGAAGACAUGAUCCAAUCAUGUGUUCCUCAACUCAUAGACAAGCUACCAACAAGUAUUCUCAAUGAACUACCUGUAAAUGUCAAGUUGCAUGUUUUUCUACAAUCAUUUCUCAAAGAUGUCUGGUGUCAGAGCCUUAAAGAUGUAUGGAAAGAAGGUUUACAAAUACUGUAUGAAUUACCUGACGAAUAUUAUCGAGUACACACGAAUUAUCAACAACGAAAACAAUUGAGGAGAGGUCGGUUUGCAACCUCAAUGAACAAUGUACUCGAAAACGAUCCUUUGAAAACGUUAUGGGAACAAGUACUGACACGAAUGUACAAGUAUGAUUGUGCUGCGGAAGACUUUUUGGAUGAAGAAUGUUUUUGGAGACGAGAGGAUUGGGAGCUGUUUUUUCAAUUUGCUCCACUUGAGAUGAGAAAUGAUAGAAACUUUGCGAUCCAAGCUGUCAAGGCACACGGAUUAUUCUUUCACCAUAUUUUGCCCAAAUUCCAAAACGACAGACAAUUUGUUUUAAAAGUACUUGACGCGCAUGGGAAUCUAUUGAAUGACGUUUUGGAACAUUUUUUAAAUGACAAGCAAGUCAUUUUAACAGCAUUGCAAAGUAGAAACCCAUGCUCAUUUUCUGACAUUCCAACACAAUUUCAUGACGAUAGGGAUUGUUUUUGGGCAGCCAUUGAAAACAAUGCUUGUUAUGUGAGUGAUGCACUCGAAAUAUUUCAAAGAUUUUUUGAACCGAGUGAUCGAGAAGGAAUAAUUGAUAUCAUCAAGAGAAAUGGAAAGGUUUUCAUGCAUGUACCAGGUCAUUUAUUAAUGGAUGCUGACUUUAUCUUGCAAUGUGUGAAAGCAAAUCCCACCAUAGUUGACCGUAUUCUCUCCGCUAAAGUUUUGUUAACCUCUGAAAUUGUAACAGAAUGUAUGAAGUAUUGUGGAACAAUCACAGAAAAACUCACUCUCUUUCUUAAAAAGAGUCAUAAAGUUCAACUCGUUCAAAAGUUGACGUUCCAUGAAGCGGUAACGUUGUUCAAGGAUUUGAAAAAGAAGAGAUUGGAAUUGGAAUAUUGUGGAUGCGACAUUCCUGAAUCUUACUUGUUAAAAGAGCCAAUCCAAGUUUUAGAUGUGCCAGAAGUAAGUCUAAGGUUAGAUUUGGGACGUGUAUGGGACCCGCUUUCGAGAGGAAGGACGUAUCUCAAGUGGAAAGAUUACUUGUUUGGAAAUGCAACUUGGGAAAGUUUUUUUGAAAGAAAUGAUCCUUCAGUGUGA